CCAGUGACAGUCCCCUCCAUGGAGGGACUGAUGUUGAUGUUCUUGCUCAGUUUGAUUGUUAACGUUUAGGGCCUCACAUCCAGUGGAGGACUGGGUAAGGGUGUAGAGGGACGCUGGGAGGGUCAGGAAGAAGUGUUUCUUUGGCGUACACUAUUUUUCACUUACAGUUUAGUCAUUAUUUUGUUUCAGAAAUACUUUAAAAAUAAAUGACAAAGCAUACAACGGAACUGUGUCACCUUCAAGUAAAGACGUCGUAUCCACUUUACAGGGUUAAUGAUACCUCAUAACUAAUCCAUGUCGUGGGACCGCGAUGUCUGACACCAAGGGCAUGCCAUAAUGAGCCGUGGGGGUGCGGGUCUGCCAUAUUAAAUCUCCCCGGAAUUUAAGGGAGAAACCUUCACACAGAUUUCCGUUGGUGACAGUGUAGCCGUUUUUCCUUCCUAUCUCAUUUUUACUCAAAAGGCCCGUUGUGCCAGUCCGGUCAUGGCCCUGUGCCCUUGAGUGACUCCUCUGUCCUCAGAAGCGGGUCCACUCAGCCGGCGGCCCUGGUCAGUUUAGGGCCUUCGGUGCUCCCUUUGGGUGGGCUCGUCCCACUCUCUCCUUUUCUCACCGUCAUCUCUCCUCUCCACCGGGUUCCACGCACGUGGACCGUGAUCGCCCGGGUGGUUCAGCAAAGACAGGGUCAUCUGACCCACGGGAAGCUCCCACAUCGGGGCUACUUACCCCUUCCAGACUCCCCGAGGGAAGCAGGUCCCUUCACGUGGCAGGAGUGCACGUGAGGACUGUUUGGCUGUGACUGAGGAUGGGACGUUUGAGGGGACUGGAGAGGAGUGAGCAGUUUUCCCCGAGAAAGAACUCAGCGGAGACUAUCCCUUCUGGCGUCUUCGGGCGUGGCCCUCCUCUGGGCACCUCUUCAGGAUUUCAUUCCUCCGUCCAACUGCCGUUCACAACUGCCCUUUCCAACGGCUCCGGAACUCUGGGCCCUGGCAUUCCGUGAUGUAACUUAUUCCACGCAUGGCUGGAAAGGGGCGUGAGGCCGUGUUGCCAGGUGUCGGAUCACUGGUUUGUCAUGGAUGAUGAUGACGACUCGUGUCUCCUUGAUCUGAUUGGAGACCCACAAGCACUGAACUAUUUUCUCCACGGACCUAGUAAUAAAUCUAGCAGUGAUGACUUGACUAAUGCAGGAUAUUCUGCAGCCAAUUCAAAUUCAAUUUUCGCCAACUCUAGUAAUGCUGACCCUAAGUCAUCCCUCAAAGGUGUAAGCAAUCAGCUUGGAGAAGGGCCCAGUGAUGGACUGCCGCUUUCAAGUAGCCUUCAGUUCCUUGAAGAUGAACUUGAGUCUUCUCCUCUUCCUGAUCUCAGUGAGGACCAACCCUUCGACAUUCUUCAGAAAUCCUUGCAGGAGGCCAAUAUCACUGAACAGACGCUGGCCGAAGAGGCCUAUCUGGAUGCCAGUAUAGGUUCAAGCCAGCAGUUUGCACAAGCUCAGCUUCAUCCUUCCUCAUCAGCAUCCUUUACUCAGGCUUCUAAUGUUUCUAAUUACUCAGGUCAGACGCUGCAGCCUAUCGGGGUGACUCACGUGCCUGUUGGAACAUCGUUUGCAAGCAAUACAGUGGGGGUGCAGCAUGGCUUUAUGCAGCACGUGGGGAUCAGUGUCCCCAGCCAGCAUUUGUCCGGUAACAGUCAGGUUAGCGGUUCUGGUCAGAUACAGUUAAUUGGGUCAUUUGGUAAUCAACCUUCCAUGAUGACAAUUAAUAACCUGGAUGGUUCUCAAAUCAUAUUAAAGGGCGGUGGGCAGCAGCCCCCACCAAACGUGAGUGGAGGGCUUCUGGUUCACAGACAGACUCCUAAUGGCAACUCCUUGUUUGGAAAUUCCGGUUCCAGUCCAGUAGCACAGCCUGUCACUGUUCCUUUUAACAGCACAAAUUUUCAAACAUCCUUACCUGUGCAUAACAUCAUCAUCCAAAGGGGUCUUGCACCCAAUUCAAAUAAAGUCCCGAUUAAUAUCCAGCCAAAGCCUCUCCAGAUGGGUCAGCAAAACACAUACAAUGUGAACAACUUGGGAAUCCAGCAGCACCACGUGCAACAAGGGAUCUCGUUCGCCUCCGCGAGCUCGCCCCAGGGCUCCGUCGUCGGUCCGCACAUGUCGGUGAACAUCGUAAACCAACAGAAUGCAAGAAAGCCAGUGACCUCCCAGGCAGUCAGCAGUGCAGGAGGCAGUAUCGUCAUCCAUUCCCCCAUGGGCCAGCCUCACGCACCCCAGAGUCAGUUCCUCAUACCUACAAGCCUUUCUGUCAGUUCCAACUCCGUACACCACGUCCAGACCAUCAAUGGGCAACUUCUGCAGACUCAGCCGUCUCAGCUCAUUUCUGGCCAGGUGGCCUCGGAGCAUGUCAUGUUGAACAGGAACUCCUCCAACAUGCUCAGGACCAACCAACCGUAUUCUGGACAGAUGCUCAACACCCAGAACACCGCUGUCCAGUUAGUGUCUGGGCAGACGUUUGCCGCCUCCGGAAGCCCAGUGAUAGUCAAUCAUGCCUCUCCUCAGAUUGUGGGCGGACAGAUGCCCUUGCAGCAGGCGUCACCCACCGUGUUACACCUGUCACCCGGACAGAGCAGCGUUUCCCAAGGAAGGCCUGUCUUCACCCCCAUGUCCUCGGUGACUAGCAUGUCGGGACCCAGUCGGUUCCCUGCGGUCAGCUCCGCCAGCACUGCCCACCCCAGUCUGGGGUCUGCGGUUCAGUCUGGUGCAUCGGGAUCAAACUUUACCGGAGAGCAGCUGACCCAGCCAAACAGGACUCCAGGGCCGGGCGGUGUGUCUCAUCGUCUUCCAGUUUCUUCUUCCAAACCUACCAGCACCUUCAGUAACACAUCGGGAGCAGGAGUCCAGCAGCAGUUCUUCUGUCAGGCUCAGAAAAAAUGUUUGAGUCAGACUUCCCCCAUUUCCACUUCCAAGACGGCAGAUGGCCUGAGGCAAGCACAGACCCCUGGGCUGUCGAGCACCGCACUGCCAGUAGGACAGGAUUCUGGAAGCAAAGUUCUAUCGGCAUCCUUAGGAACCGCACAGCCACAGCAGGAAAAAGUAGUUGGAUCAUCUCCCAGCCAGGCAGCCGUGCAGGUGGAUAGUCAUUCGGGAGGACAGAAAAGGCCUGCUACAAAACAGCUAACUAAAGGAGCUUUCAUUCUCCAGCAGUUGCAGAGGGACCAAGCCCACACUGUGACACCUGACAAGAGUCAGUUCCGAUCGCUGAAUGAUGCGGUGCAGAGGCUGCUCUCCUACCACGUGUGCCAGGGCUCUGUGCCCACCGAGGACGACUUGAGGAAAGUGGACAAUGAGUUUGAAACAGUUGCCACUCAGCUCCUAAAAAGGACUCAAGCUAUGCUUAACAAAUACAGAUUCCUGCUCCUGGAAGACGCCAUGCGGAUCGAUCCGUCUGCUGAGAUGGUGAUGAUCGAUAGAAUGUUCAAUCAGGAGGAACGAGCUUCCUUGUCCCGGGACAAGCGUCUGGCACUCGUAGACCCUGAGGGUUUUCAGGCUGAUUUCUGUUGUUCCGUCAAAUUUGAUAAAGCCGCCCCUGAGCCCCAGUUUGGCAGGAAUGACCAGCCUGGCAGUAAAACAACCAGCUCUCCACACCUGACAGCCAAGGCCCAAAGCAGAGACCGAGCCAAGCCAGGCCUGGCAGAACCAACGGAUCACGACCCGUUUCAUCUAGUGCCUAAUCACAUCGUGGUCUCUGCAGAAGGAAACAUUUCUAAAAAAGCGGAAUGUCCCGGCAGAGCACUCAAAUUUGACAAAGCGGGUUUAGCUCAAUACCGGAGUGCACCUGAAGAGAAAACCGCCCGGAGAGACCCCCCGAAGGCCAGCGAGUGCUCCCCCGGCCCGGAGGGCCACCGGAAGACCUCGUCCAGACCAGAUCCAGGCACUGAGAGCAAAGUCUCGGGUGUCCUGGCAGACCCUCACUUGGAGAUGCCGUGUAACAAUUCCUUCCAGGACAGAGCUCUGCGGAAUUCUCCAAAGAAUGAAGUUUUACACACAGACAUCAUGAAAGGGUCAGGUGAGCCCCAGCCAGACCUGCAGCUCACGAAGAGUUUAGAAACAACGUUCAAGAACAUCUUGGAACUCAAAAAGGCAGGGCGGCAGUCCCAGAGUGACCCUGCGGGUAGCGGCUCCGUUGAGUUAGAUUUCCCCAACUUUUCUCCCAUGGCUUCGCAGGAGAACUGCCUGGAGAAGUUCAUCCCGGACCACAGCGAAGGCGUGGUAGAAACUGACUCCAUUUUAGAAGCAGCUGUAAAUAGUAUCCUAGAGUGUUAAUAGCAGCAGCCCUUCCCCACUCCGCCCCGAGACCCCGCCCCGGACAAGUUACAGUCGUUCCUGGCAAAAGCAAAUGGAAAUGGUCUCCCAUCUCCAGCCUGCUUGAUCGUCCAUCACAGGUUAAUUCUUUCUAAUCUCAAUCCUGUCCUUGGUUUAAGAGCAAUACUUGUCGUGGUUACAGGGAGAUCCUUUAGGAAAAUUAAUCCUUGUUAGAAAGCAGUCUGAUAGGCCCUACACAUUUCAAGUGUAAUGAAAGUACUUUUAGUCUUUUUUUUUUUUUCCUUUUUUUCCAAAAAUGCGGUAACUCAAUGAGACCACAGUACAUUGGCCCUGGGUAAAAAUUUUGACAAUCAGAAGUCAGUUGAAAAAGAACACUUAUUAAAAUCCAACAAGACCGAUAGCAACUACUUUUUAAAGCAUAUCCCAUUACAUCUCCAAAUUUAGGUUGGUGGGGUUUUAUGGUUUGGUUUGGUUUGGUUUGGUUUUUAGUUACAUCCUUUUUUGGGUUUUUGUUGUUGGUGUCAGGAGGAGACCACAUGGUCCUUCUCCCCUCAGCCGUCUCUGACCAGUUGCUGGCGUCUCCACCAGUAGCAGAUGAGCAGGGCAUUUGCAGGGCUUCCCUGUUGAUCCUUCAAGUGCUUUUCUGAUGCUCUUAGAGCAAAACCUCAUGUUUCUCAGCAUAUCCAUGUUGAAUUCAUCUAGGGAACGCUCUGUCGUUAUUGCAACCGCAUGACUUGAAAUAAUGUCACCAGGCUAAAUAAAGGAAAAUGGAAACCAGUUAAGUGGCACAGUGUACAGGGGAGGCCGGGAUAGAGCCAUGAGGAUUAUAAUAUGUAUAUAUGUACAAGCAUAUAUAUGCUAACUAUGGGGGAAGACACAAGAGUUUUCAUUUUAUAAUUGGAUAUAGUCAACAUGUAUGCUUCUGUUCAUUGCUGGGUUUUGCUUCAUUUCACCUCUCUUUGCACCCUCUGCCACAAAAAGCCAAGCGUGGAAAGCACUUUCAUUUGAAAACUAUGUUGUAACGUUCCAGUUUCAACGUUACGGGGACUCUGGCCUUGUUUAUGCUUCUCGUUG
This is a messenger RNA of Tupaia belangeri chinensis (Chinese tree shrew), 5386 nucleotides long. RefSeq names its product BICRA like chromatin remodeling complex associated protein (gene BICRAL). Bases 1070 to 4312 code for a protein of 1080 amino acids. Gene Ontology annotation, cellular component: SWI/SNF complex. Gene Ontology annotation, biological process: positive regulation of DNA-templated transcription. The record is from RefSeq and is a predicted model, not a curated record. Lineage: Eukaryota; Metazoa; Chordata; Mammalia; Scandentia; Tupaiidae. The transcript is spliced from 12 exons.